This is a messenger RNA of Oryzias latipes (Japanese medaka), 5701 nucleotides long. RefSeq names its product IQ motif and Sec7 domain ArfGEF 3b (gene iqsec3b). Gene Ontology annotation, biological process: actin cytoskeleton organization; regulation of ARF protein signal transduction. The record is from RefSeq and is a predicted model, not a curated record. Lineage: Eukaryota; Metazoa; Chordata; Actinopteri; Beloniformes; Adrianichthyidae. Gene Ontology annotation, molecular function: guanyl-nucleotide exchange factor activity.
UGGAUUUGCCUCUUCUCAUCAGCAGCACUCAGCAGAGAGAGGAAGAGCAAAGAAUUGAGGGAAACGACCUGAGAAGUAGGGAGUAGCUUGUCGUGGCAUCCUCUUUCCUUACACAGAAUCAUUUUUUCGGAAAGAGAAACGAUUCAAAAUUUCACCUUCUCAUCCUCACGCACACGGACAUCUGCAUUUUCAUUUCCUGACAGUCUUUCUUCUCUUUGUCGUUUGAUCUUGCCUUCUUUUGCCUCGGAUAUUAUGAGCUCCAGCUUGCUAGAAAACCCAGUGCAGGCGAUUCUGUACCUGCGGGAGCUUACAACCAUCGUCCAGAACCAGCAGAGUCUCAUUCAGACCCAGCGCGCCCGGAUAGAGGAGCUGGACAGACGAGUGGACGAGCUCCUCGGUGAGAACAGGCACCUGCGGGACGUCAGGGUACAACAACAGCACCCAUACCUUCACCAACACCAUCACCAUCAUCUCCCGGACCCCACCUACCUCCACCAUCACCACCAUCUGCAAGAUCCCCAACUAAAGGACAGUGGAGGGUCUCUACCAGACCAUGCCCCCGCACCAGCACAGGUCGAGGCGCCUCCGGGAAUCCAGCCCCUGCCUGCUAAACCCAUGGACCCGGGGGACAUGCAGCUGGUUCCCGCAGACCCGUCCACGAUUUCCCCCGUGGAAAGCGAGACGGAAAACGGUGGAAGUUGCUGCCGCUCUUUGGUUCCGAUGACCCCAUCUACCCUCUGUCGAUCCCUGACUCUGGCCCGGAAAUCCGAGAGUGAGACGGUGCUGCAUCAGUUUUGCUGCCCCGCCCCAGAACACCCAGAGGCUGAUGCCACCAGCUCAUCUGGCGGACAGAUGCUGAGCCUGGAGGACAGAACGUCCUCUAGUGGAGGAAAGGAAGUGGAGGGAAUCAAGAGGGAAGGGCCCAGCGAAUACGAGAUCAGCCUUGAGAAUAAAAACAAACAGAUAGAAGAGUUGGAGCAGAAGUAUGGAGGACAUAUCAUCGCUAGAAGGGCAGCUCGCCGCAUCCAGACAGCCUUCCGUCAGUACCAACUCAGCAAGAACUUCCAGAAGAUCCGCAACUCGUUGUCAGAGAGCAAACUUCCCCGUCGUAUCUCCCUGCGGCAUCCCAGCCCGUCAGGUCGAAACAGAAAUGCAGCUCAGAGACACAGCUACACCCUCCAUCCAGGAGGAGGACAGAUACCCUUACGCUCAAAAACUCCGCCUCCACCUCCAUGUCGUUCCACUUCUUUGCCCCCGUCUCCUGCGUCCGCCACGACAAACACUUCGACUCAAGGCCAGGCUCCACCUCAAAGCCCCGGGCCAACUCUCACACAGCUGGAAGACUGCUUCUCAGAACAACUUCACUCGUUGGCGCAGUCCAUUGAUGAGGCGCUUCGUGGUUGGAGCUUGUCAGAGAGUGGAGAGGGUAAAGGAUUGCUGAUGGACCCCGGGGCCCUUCGUGCAGCUGCUGAGAGUGCCUGUUUGCCGCGCAGUGCUAGUUCUCUGCUUAUGGCCUUCAGGGAUGUAACUGUUCACAUUGACAGCAAUAGUUCCUACACCAUCUCCUCCACCACCACAACAACCACCACCUCGCUGGGAAAUGCAGGUGGUGGAGAACCUGGCAGCAGGAAGACCUCUGUGAGCGGGGGAGGAGACGGGCAGUCGAUGGAUGAGCCGGAGUUUCCUGCACCCCCACCUAGUGAGGAGCUGGAAAUGGCCGAUCCAGGAUCCAGGAGGGGGUCUGCAGUGCCCUCUGCAGACCGAGCUGGAAUGGAGGGAGAGAGCAGCUCAGACAGAGUAGAGUCCACCUCCACUUCUACCUCUACUUCAGCUUCCAUCUCCACCUCAGUCCAGUCUGAUCAGCAGCCUGGUCAGGUUUACACCCAAUACCAACAGUACCACUACACCCAUCCUCAGCAGAUUACAGGGGGGCCAGGUUCUGAGGCUGUGCAAGCUUUGGUCGUUUCUCUGCCGAGGGAUCGCUGCCAGGACCCAACCUCCUGCCGCUCACCAACCCUGUCCACCGACACUCACAGAAAACGCCUCUAUCGGAUUGGACUCAACCUUUUCAAUGUGAACCCAGAGAGAGGCAUCCACUUCCUGAUAACACGUGGUUUUGUCCCAGACACAGCCAUCGGAGUGGCCCACUUCCUGCUGCAGAGGAAGGGCCUGAGCCGACAGAUGAUUGGAGAGUUCUUGGGGAACAGCAAGCUGCAAUUCAACAGAGAUGUCCUGGACUGCGUUGUGGAUGAGAUGGAUUUCUCCGGCAUGGAGCUCGAUGAAGCGCUGAGAAAGUUCCAGGCUCAUGUUCGUGUUCAGGGAGAAGCACAAAAAGUAGAACGACUCAUCGAAGCUUUUAGUCAGAGGUACUGCAUGUGUAAUCCGGACGUCGUUCAGCAGUUUCACAACCCGGACACCAUUUUCAUUUUGGCCUUCGCUGUAGUCCUCCUCAACACCGACAUGUACUCCCCCAACAUCAAACCGCAUCGCAAGAUGGGCCUUGAUGACUUCAUACGCAAUCUAAGAGGUGUGGAUGACGGAGCAGACAUUCCCAGGGAGAUGGUUGCAGGCAUUUAUGAAAGAAUUCAGCAGAGAGAGCUGCGCUCAAAUGAAGACCAUGUCACUUAUGUGAGCCGUGUGGAACAGUCCAUCCUGGGCCUGAAAACGAUCCUUGCUGUGCCCCACAGACGCUUGGUUUGCUGCUGUCGUCUUUUCGAGGUCCCUGAUGCUAAUAAACCUCACAAGCAGAAACUGUCCCAGCUCCAGAGAGAGGUCUUCCUUUUUAAUGACCUGUUACUGAUCUUGAAGAUGUGUCCCAAAAAGAAAAGCUCAGCCUCUUACACCUUCUGCAAAGCUAUGGGGCUGCUGGGGAUGCAGUUUCACCUCUUCAGCAAUGAGUACUAUGCCCAUGGUAUCACCAUGAUGAGCCCAUUUACCUCAGAGAAGAAGCAGCUGGUGAGUUUCUGCUCUCCAAGUGGAGAAGAGCUCAGAAGGUUUGCAGAAGAGCUCAGAGAAGCCAUUUCGGAAGUCAAUGAGAUGGAGCAGAUACACAUACAGUGGGAAUUGGAGAGGCAACAAGGCAUCCAGCCACACAGCUUACACACAAAUGGUGGUCAAAUGGACAUGCACACUAUACACAGCUCCCCCUCAGGCCAGCAGGAUCCGUACGAUAAAACCAGCAACAACAACACAGUAGAGGUGUCAAUUCACAACAGGCUGCAGACCUAUCAGCUGAGCCACCCCAGCAUUGAGCCCCCUCCCCUCGCCCUGACUGCGCCCCCUGCUCUGCUCAGCCCUGUCCAGCCUGGGGACCUCCGCCCAGAGACACUUAUCCAAUGUCAGCAGAUCGUCAAGGUGAUCGUAGUGGACCAGAGUGGGCGGGGGCGGAUGGAGGCAUUCCUUAGCCAAUCCCCUGCCACUCAUCAACUCAUCCAGUCGGCCAUGUCGACGCCUGUUCGGGUCAGAGAGGGAGACGGCCCCCAACCCCCUUUGCCGCCACCGCCUCCCCCUUACAACCACCCUCACCAGUUCUGUCCACCUGACUCACCCAUGCCCCUUCACCAUACCAUCCCUCUCAUCCGUCGACGCAACUCCAGCGGCUCCCGCAGCAUUGUUUGAGCCGACAGCCCCAAGGACUCAAGCCGGAUCUUCACACCUGAACACAACACUCAGAGCACAAGUCAAUGUGUUUCAAUAUAAAAGCAGCGCAGAACAUUUUGGACACACGAUUUGAGAUAGAGUUUAAAAAAAAAAAACGUUGUCAUGGUGCAGCUCUGAUGCCACUUUGAAAGACUUUUGUCUCUCGUUUCCAAGAUGUCAUCCAAUAACUGGUGUUUUCCUCCCUCAUUUCCUAGAUUUUAACUUUCACUUUUAAAUGUCAGUGUCUGACAAAUGCUUCUGAGAGUGUGGACCAUGAAACUGAAAAACAGUGACAGAAAAAUCUGCUAAAAGGGACACAAUGCUAAAAACUGAAGGACACAGUUGUGCACAGUUUUCAUCAGGGCAACAAUUUUCAUGUGUUUCAUCAUUUCGGUUGUUCUUUAGGUUGUGCAUUGUGAGGAAUUAUUUCUGUGCAGCUAAUUACAUUUUUUUUUUCAUGCCUGCAUAAUGUGAAGAAAAAAAGUACAGUGACAUUUUGGUUCCUUUCUUUUCUAGGGAACAGAUUAUCAGUAUGUGUGAAGCAGAAAAAAAUUAAAACGUGGCCAUGUCCACUCUUUCAUGUGCAGUAACGUGAGUAUGAGUAAGUGCUUCUACUCACAAAGAUCAACUUAAAACAAAGUCUGGAUGACAAUCAUGUUUCUGGGGUCCAUUAUGUGUUCUGCUGAACUGGUGAAGAAUCAUUGGAGUGUUGCUCUGACUGAGCUUAGGAAGGACUGUGCUGCAGUGCAACUAGUGAUGCUGUAUUUUCACCUCUGAGCUGCAAUAAGAGCAAAAUGCCUUUGUUACUGUGUUUAGCUUGCUUGUUUGUGGGCACUGGGUUGGUCAAAGGUGCAAAAAAAAAAAAAAAAAAAAAGAAGGAAAAAAUAAAUUUCAAACCCUUUUAUCACCUUCACAAUUGCCCGUAUAUGUAACCUAAUGGGAAUGUUAAAGUUAUUUUUGGAUUGAGGCCACACAGAAAUAAUUAUUUGAUUGAAUAGUUAAAUUAAAAAAAAAACAAUGUAGGGAUAUAAAUAAGAAGAAAACAUGAAGGUGUUCAUAAACCGAUUAUUGACUUCAUUACUGUGUCAUAUGUUCAGUGUUAACGGUACAAGCUUGAAUCAAUGCGUAGAGCAUCAUCCAGCCGUGACACACAGAACAAAGACUUUUUUUCCUCUACAGAAUAUAUUGGACAUAUUGUAAAUAGAUAUAGAUUUAUUCUGAAAAAGUGAUUGCAUAGUGUGUGUAUCUACGUAUGUAUUUGUACAGAGAAAAUCUAGUUUAAAGAGAAAAAAGAACAAAAUAAUUAUAGCUAUUAUUCACAAAGUAAUUUAGGGAAAAUGCUUCCGCCCCUAUAUGAGAGCCAGAAACAGGCAGCUUUUAUAGAAUAUACUCCCGUUGCCAUGGUACCAGUCACUGACAUUAUAACUGAUCAAAGUUCAUCAAUCGAUUACCAUAUUACAUCAUUACAGUAUUAUUAAGCGACGACUGUGUCACUUGUGAAGGUGUGUAAAGGGCUAUGUUUUAUUGGUCAACACAGUAAAAUAACAAAUCACACCCAUACAUGAGACAGUCACACACAAGUAUAUGAACAACAAACACACAUGCACACACUUACCUACACAACGUCUGCAUAGCUGCCAAAGCAACAAUAAAUGUAACUUAAAUUUACUGCUCAACUUGACAAGUCAGCAGUCCCACUUUAAUUACUAUAAACUAUAAACAGCAUGUUUUCUUUUGUUUAAGUCCUGAACACAGGAGGAGCUUGAUCCUAUGCUUGUGCCAUCAUUGUCAGGGCAUGUUGGGUUGAUUGAUGUCAUUUUCUUCUCUCUUUCUCUUUGCUUCCUGCUUCCUGCCCCCCCCCCCCCCCCAAGUCUUCUCCCUGGUUGUCAUGGAGAUGCACCAAUCUGCAUUCUCUCUGGAGCACCUUCAUUUAAUCUUUGCACCCUCACAAUAUUUUAGAAAUCGAAAUUUCUUUAAAAGCAACAUAUUUAUUAAUGGAAUUUCUAAAAAAAAAUUCUGUUUGAAGAGAACAAAAUAAUAAAGUAGUUUUUACUCUCAGUUU